CCCAGCCUCAGUCAGUGUCCAGAGAGAAUAGAGUGGCUUCCUGACCCCUGGCUCCACACCUUCCCGGAACCCCCAGACAGGAGCCCUGAAGCCCAGCCCAGAGCGUGGCCAGGAGACUGCAGUGCAGAGACAGACUUCACGGACGCCCAAACCUCAGGCCCAGCCCAGAGCGGUGCCUUCUUAUCUCGAGACUUGCUGUUGCGGGUUGGCGGGGAGCCCCCUCCCCGAGGAGAAGCAUGGUUCUGCAGAACGGCAUGGACCCUGGGCACCCGGUGCGUCUCGAGCCCUUCCUGCACCAGGUUGGGGGGCACCUGAGCGUGAUGAAGUAUGACGAGCACACGGUGUGCAAACCCCUCAGCUCCCAGGAGCAGAGUUUCUACGAGUCCCUGCCCCUGGCCAUGAAGCAGUUCACCCCGGAGUACAAAGGCACCAUCACCGUGCAGCUCCGCAGAGAUAGCCUGGGCCACCUCAGCCUGGUCGCCAACCCGCUGAAGGAGAAAGGGGGCCCAUUCCAGGUCUCCCCAGAGUCAGCAGCCGUGGCAAUAUGGCAGACACUGCGGCAGAGCACUGGAGGGGGCGCCCGGCCCCUCGCCCCAUGGCAGCCAUCGCAGCUUACACAUUCGUUCAAGGAGAGCCGGACCACAGAGCUCCUGAAAUCCGAGUUCCGUCUCCACUCCCCAGUGCCCACUCUGGAGGGGAAGGAGGCUGAGGAGCACCAGGCCCAGAGCACCUGCAAUCCAUGGGGCCUGCACUGCCACCAGGCACACCUGACCCGCCUGUGCUCCGAGUACCAGGAGAACAAGCUGCAGCGCUUCCUGCUGCUGGAGAACGUGGUGUCGCAGUACAAGCUGCCCUGCAUCCUGGAUCUGAAGAUGGGGACGCGGCAGCAUGGAGAUGAUGCAACAGAGGAGAAGAAGGCCCGCCACAUGAAGAAGUGCGAACAGAGCACCUCGGCCCGCCUAGGAGUGCGCAUCUGUGGCAUGCAGGUUUAUCAAACUGAUAAGAAGAAUUUCCUCUGCAAAGACAAGUACUACGGCAGGAAGCUCUCUGUAGCCGGCUUCCGACAGGCCCUCCAGCAAUUCCUCCACGAUGGGACACGCUUACGGGCAGAGCUGCUGGAGCCUAUGCAGUGCCAGCUCCGGGCCCUCCUCUCAGUCAUCAAAAGCCAGGCAUCCUACCGCUUCUACUCCAGCUCCCUCCUCAUCAUCUACGAAGGCCAGGAGCCCCCGGACACACCACCAGACAGCUCAGACAGCCCAGACAGCCCGUAUCCCCAGGAUGCUAUGCAGCCAGGCCUGGGCAGCUCCCCCGAGGGCCUGGCCAAAGUCGCCAUCCGCAUGAUUGACUUCGCUCACACUACUUACAAAGGCUCCUGGAACGAGAGCGCCACCCACGAUGGACCCGACCAGGGUUACAUUUUUGGCCUGGAAAACCUCCUCCAGGUCCUGCAGAAUAUCCAAGAGAGAGCCAGUGAAACGUGUUAGGCCCAUCUGGGCCAUGCUAGGAUAGAGAAUUCAAAAGGGACCUAAUGAUGGCAAGGCUAGUCUAGAUGCCCCUUCGGGGGGUAUUGCAAACUAUGGUCAAAUGCCAUAGCUAAACAUAUCAGGCUGCAUACAUAGCUGCUAAAGAAACACAUGCGGGACGGCCAGCCUGCCCGGCCCAGCCCAGCAACCCUCUGAGCACCUGCUACAGAGAUUUCCCA
Molecule: messenger RNA, 1702 nt
Organism: Suncus etruscus (white-toothed pygmy shrew)
Lineage: Eukaryota; Metazoa; Chordata; Mammalia; Eulipotyphla; Soricidae
Gene: IP6K3
Product: inositol hexakisphosphate kinase 3
Exons: 6
Coding region: 237-1484 (415 amino acids)
Biological process (GO): inositol phosphate biosynthetic process; phosphatidylinositol phosphate biosynthetic process
Cellular component (GO): nucleus; cytoplasm
Molecular function (GO): inositol hexakisphosphate kinase activity
Source: RefSeq, a predicted model, not a curated record